AUCCUUGUUGGCGAGCUGUGCGCCUUCUUCUUCAAGGCGGAGGGAACCCAGGAGAAGACCAUCGUCACGGCGGACUGCUGCUACUUCAACCCCCUGCUGAGACGCAUCAUCCGCUUCCUAGGUGUCUACGCCUUCGGCCUGUUCACCACCGCCAUCUUCGCCAACGCCGGUCAGGUCGUGACAGGAAACCAGACGCCUCACUUCCUGUCCGCCUGCCGACCCAACUACACGGCGCUGGGCUGCCAGUCCACCAUGCAGUACAUCACGGAGCGCCGGGCCUGCACCGGCAACCCGCUGGUCGUCAUGUCCGCACGUAAAUCCUUCCCCUCGAAGGACGCGGCGCUCAGCGUCUUCUCCGCCGUGUACACAGUGAUGUACGUGACGCUGGUGUUCAAGACCAAAGGCACGCGGCUGACCAAGCCCACCAUCAGCCUCACCCUGCUCUGCAUGGCCGUGCUGGUGGGCGUGGUCCGGGUGGCCGAGUACCGAAACCACUGGGCGGACGUCCUGGCCGGAUUCUUCACUGGAGGAGCCAUCGCUGUGUUUCUGGUGACUUGUGUGAUCAACAACUUCCAGCAGCUGCAGCCCGGUCUCGCUCCUCCUCGACCCCAGCGCCCGGACUCCGUGCUGGGCAUGCCCAUGGUGACGCUUCCCUGUGUGGAGAGUCCACUUGAAAAACUCCGAGGGGAUCUCCGUUCACCGAGAUCACAUGACCAUCAGCCCUAUCGGUUCCCCGCCACUCCCGAUGUCCUCAUACCGUCUCGCUCCAUUUCCAGCGAAGUCUAG
Pleuronectes platessa (European plaice) is the source of this 786-nucleotide messenger RNA. Its product is annotated as phospholipid phosphatase-related protein type 5. Gene Ontology annotation, molecular function: phosphatidate phosphatase activity. NCBI's taxonomy places the organism in Eukaryota, Metazoa, Chordata, Actinopteri, Pleuronectiformes, Pleuronectidae. The annotation marks the transcript as partial. Gene Ontology annotation, biological process: phospholipid metabolic process; signal transduction; phospholipid dephosphorylation. The record is from RefSeq and is a predicted model, not a curated record. The transcript has 5 exons.